Molecule: messenger RNA, 159 nt
Organism: Phytophthora sojae
Lineage: Eukaryota; Oomycota; Peronosporomycetes; Peronosporales; Peronosporaceae
Exons: 1
Source: RefSeq, a predicted model, not a curated record
AAAGAGCGCAUUACCGCCAUGGAUUUGGGCGACUCAGAAGGCAACAGGUACACCCCGUUCCUCAUGUUGAAUUCGAAGCCGUCGAAGGUGCCGGAGGUGCGCGCUGAAAACGCGCGUAUCCGUCACGGAUUUUGUCGCCACGUGUGGAAAGAAAUAUAA